Daldinia childiae is the source of this 1515-nucleotide messenger RNA. Its product is annotated as putative chitinase 3. Gene Ontology annotation, cellular component: extracellular region. The record is from RefSeq and is a predicted model, not a curated record. Gene Ontology annotation, molecular function: chitinase activity; chitin binding. Gene Ontology annotation, biological process: carbohydrate metabolic process; chitin catabolic process. The transcript is spliced from 2 exons. NCBI's taxonomy places the organism in Eukaryota, Fungi, Ascomycota, Sordariomycetes, Xylariales, Hypoxylaceae. The coding region runs from base 1 to 1515 and encodes 504 amino acids.
AUGCAUAUGAUCAAGAACAUUCUAAGCGGCCUAGCCAUGGCUGGGCUCGCUACUGCAUGCGGAAGCGAUACGGCGACUGUUAGCACUCCAACCACCAGCGCCCCAGCCAGUAGCACUUCAGCUAGCAGCACUCCAGCUAACGGUACUCUGACCAACGGCACGAUAACCAACAGCACGGUACCUUUUCGGAAUGUCGUAUACUUCGACCAAUAUCACACUGCUAUCCUUCCAGGCAGAGACGUAACGGCAGGUAUUACCCACGUUAUCAUGGCCUUCGCCAAUUCAUCUCUCUUCGCCUCCGAGACGGUAGGAACUUACGAGCCAUUCAUGCCUCUCGACAAGGUUCGCGCCAUGUUCGACAACGGAACUCAGGUCGGCAUCGCGAUCGGCGGAUGGGGUGACACGGCCGGCUUCUCGAAAGGGGCCGUGUCAGAAGAGAGCCGCGGCAUGUUCGCAAAGAACGUCGCGACGAUGAUAGAGACCCACGGCUUCGACUUCGUAGAUAUCGACUGGGAGUAUCCAGGCGGCAACGGCGCCGACUACAAACAGACUCCCAAUUCGGAUAAAGCAAGUGAGAUCACGACCUUCCCGCUGUUUUUGCAACAGAUCAAGAACGCUAUCUCCCCCAAGCAACUCUCGAUUGCCGUCCCUGCCAUGCAACGCGAUAUAAUCGCAUACUCAGGGCCCCAGGCAUCGUCGAUUUUCGCUGCUGUGGACAUGGUCAACCUUAUGUCUUACGACAUGAUGAACCGUCGCGAUGGCACUACUUCACACCAUACAUCCGUCAAGGGAGCAGUUAAUGCCACCAAAAUGUACCUGGACCUAGGCCUACCGCCCUCCAAGCUCAACCUCGGCUUCGCAUACUACGCGAAAUACUUCAUGACGCCACCUGACGCGAACUGCACCCAGCCCAUCGGUUGUCCUGUUGUCUCGGCCGAGAACGGCGACGGCUCUGAUGCCGGUACUUCAGGAGCCAUGACUUUCGAGAAGGCGCACGUUCAUCCGCCGCCACCACCUCCGAACAUGGCCACGUCUAACGACGGCACCUGCGGCGCUGGUACGAGCUUCAAGUGCCCCGAGGGAACUUGCUGCUCUCAAUACGGAUCCUGCGGCUCCACGACCGAGUACUGCGGCAUGGGAUGCCAGUCCGCAUACGGCAUGUGCAAGGCUCCGGACGUAGUCGCUUCGUUCGGCAAGGCGCUUGCGAACGGCCAGCUCGACGAUAAGGAGGGCGGCAUGUGGUACUGGGACGCGGACAGCAAGCUGUUCUGGACCUGGGACUCGCCGGUGUUGAUUGUCCAGAAGGUCCGUGAGAUCGUCGCGCCUAUGAAACUGGGUGGCGUGAUGGCUUGGAGUCUGGGCGAGGACAGCGAUAGCUGGGAGCAUGUCGGGACCGUCGCGAGGGCGGCUAGGGUCUUUAGCAAGCCGAUUGCUAUCCAGAAUAAGAGUGGCAAGGAGAACUUGCGCAGACGGGUUGUAAAACCACGUGGUCAUGGUCAUCGGUUUGCCCAUUAG